GCUAUUGGUGGACUCAAACAGGAUAUUUUUUUGCACGUCUUAGCGCGGGUCUGUCGAAAACGCUGGAAUGAAUUUCUGUGUCGGCAGCAUUUCAGCUAAUCGUUACAAGAGUUUCCCUACUUGGAAAUAAUCAGUCGACAUAAACCAUAUCUACAGAGCGACUACAUGUCCACCGCCUUCCCCAGGAUUUAGAUGUGCACAAGUUAAGUGAACGACAUGGACACCUACGGUCAGCGGUUCGAAGCCACAGCGGGACGGGACGGUAAAUCUCAUAAGAAGAAGCCUUCCGCCUCCCACCUUGGGACGCCAUGCUCCGAAGACGGAGACCGCAAGCCCAAGUUUCACCUACCAUUUAGAAAUCUCACUGAUGACAUGCUGGACAGAUUUGCAAGCAUUCGGAUCCCGGGUAGCAAAAAGGAGCGGCUGGCCAUACCUCAUUCUAAAUACAGUACCAGCGAUUGGUCUGUAUUUUCGUCAUCCAACUCCCAAUUUGAGGAACUUUCAUCGAAGAUCACUUCAGAAAAGGAAAUAUUGGCAUUGUUUGAAAAGAUGAUGGAGGACAUGAACUUGAAUGAAGACAAAAAGACUCCCUUGAGAGACAAGGACUUGAAUACAAAGAGAGAAAUGGUCAUCCAGUAUGUUUGUACUGCAUCAAAAGCGGGUAGCCUGAAAAGCAGCUCUCAGAUAUCUCCUCAGGAAUUCCUGGGAGAACUGAAGUCAGGGGUGAUGGAAGAACGCCUGUUUGCUUGCCUGGACUCACUGCGUGUCUCACUCACGAGCAAUCCUGUCAGCUGGGUACAGAACUUUGGUCACGAGGGCCUUGGACUGUUACUUGACAUUUUGGAGAGAUUGCUGGCCAAGAAACAGCAGGAGAGGAUCGACAAAAAGAACCAACAUAAGGUUAUCCAGUGUCUAAAAGCCUUCAUGAACAACAAGUAUGGCUUGGAUCGAAUACUCGGGGAGGAGAGAAGUCUUGCGUUACUGGCAAGAGCAAUUGACCCCACCCAAUCCGCGAUGAUGACCGAUGCGGUCAAGCUGCUUUCGGCCAUCUGCAUCGUCGGCGAAGACAACACUUUGGAGAAGGUCCUGGAAGCCAUAACCACCGCCGGGGAAUGGAGAGCCAUCGAGAGAUUUAAUCCUAUCGUGCAAGGGCUACGGGAUCGCUCGGUGCAGCUGCAAGUGGCGUGCAUGCAGCUAAUCAAUGCGCUCGUAACAUCACCUGAUGAUCUGGACUUGCGGCUGCACAUCAGGAAUGAAUUUAUUCGGUGUGGCCUGAAAACCAUUUUACCACAACUGUCAUCUUUGAGGAAUGAUGCACUUGACAUUCAGCUCAAGGUAUUUGAGGAGCACAGAGAAGAGGACAUGAUGGAAUUCUCUCAUAGGCUGGAGGACAUCAAAAGCGAGCUGGAUGAUGCAGGGGACGUGUUCAAUAUUUUGCUGAGUAUGGUGAAGGACAGCAGUGCAGAAAACUAUUUCAUCUCCAUACUGCAGCAUUUGGUCCUCAUUCGCAAUGACUACUUUGUCAGGUCUCAGUACUUCAAGAUCAUUGAGGAGUGCGUGUCUCAAAUUGUGCUGCACCGUAGUGGAACGGAUCCAGACUUCAGUUAUCGGAAACGUCUCGACGUGGAUUUCAGCCAUCUCAUCGAGGUUUGUGUCGAUAAGUCUCGAUUUGAGGAGUAUGAGCAAAGAGCUUCAGAACUGGCAGAAAAGCUUGAUGAAGAGUUUGUAAAGCGACAAGAGGCCCAAGCUCAGCUGGUAAAGGGUGAAGAAAAGAUAGCCGAGCUUCAAGCCGAGUUGCAGGCCUUCAAGUCCCAGAAUGGAGUUGUACCAGCGGUUGUGUCAUCUGGCGGCGGCGCGCAGGAGUUGUCUCGUUCUUCUUCGGUACCUUGUGGGGUUUCACCCUGUAACCCGGCAUCGAGGUUGCCAGUUCCUCCUCCUCCUCCUCCGCCACCGCCUCCUCCGUUACCCGGUUGCCCGGCACCCCCUCCUCCACCCGGAGCGCCUCCUCCAUUCGGUGCGCCUCCUCUACCCCCACUCGGAUUUGGAUGCGGUUCAGGCUUUUCCGCUUGCCUUGUGCUGCCUUAUGGCCUCAAGCCUAAGAAGGAAUUCAAGCCUGAGAAUUCCACCAAGCGCCUGAAUUGGUCCAAGAUUAAUCCCCAGGAAAUGUCAGAAUGCUGUUUCUGGGUGCUCGCCAAUGAUGACCAAUACGCCAAGCCUGAUUUGCUCAGCAGAGUUGCUCUCACUUUCGGUUCACAAAGAGCGGCCAAAAGAGAGGAGGAGGAUCUGGAUGAUAAAAAAUCCAUUAAGAAGCGAAUUAAAGAGCUGAAGGUGCUUGAUCCCAAGAUUGCGCAGAAUCUGUCCAUUUUCCUGGGUUCUUUCCGCAUGCCUUACAACGAAAUUCGUCAGAUGAUAUUGGAGGUGGACGAAGAACAGCUCAGUGAACCAAUGAUUCAGAACCUUGUGAAGCACUUGCCUGAGCAGGAGCAGCUGAAUGCUUUGGCCAAGUACAAGAAUGAUUAUCCAAAUUUGUCAGAGCCGGAGCAGUUCGGGGUUGUAAUGAGCGGCGUGAAGCGACUGCGCCCACGACUCAACCAUAUCCUCUUCCGACUGCAGUUUGACGAGCAGGUCAACAACCUGCGUCCAGAUAUUCUGGCUGUAAACGCCGCCUGCGAUGAAGUCAAGACGAGCCGCUCCUUUGGCCGCUUGCUGGAACUUGUGCUGCUGCUGGGCAACUACCUGAACGCGGGUUCCCGUAAUGCCCAAUCGUUCGGCUUUGACCUCAGUUCCCUGUGCAAGCUGAAGGAUACUAAGUCAAAUGACCAGACGACCACGUUGCUCCAUUUCCUGGCCCAAAUAUGUGAAGAGGAAUUUCCAGAUGUGAUCAAAUUUGUUGAGGACCUUCAACAUGUGGACCGAGCAAGCAGGGUGUCUGCAGAGAAUUUGGAAAAGAGCCUCAGGCAGAUGGAGAGGCAGCUGUUGCAGCUGGAGAGAGACCUUGAGACUUUCUCGUCCCCUGAUGACCCCAGUGACAUGUUUGUCAAUAAAAUGGCAAGCUUCAGCAAGGUGGCACGUGAGCAGUAUGGCAAGCUUGUGACCAUGCACAGCAGCAUGGAAACGCUUUACCUGAAUCUUUUGGAGUAUUUUGCUGUCGAUCCAAAGAAAACAUCGGUGGAGGAGCUCUUCACUGACCUCAGCAACUUCCGGACCAUGUUCACACAAGCACUCAAAGACAACAUGAAGCGUAAAGAGUCUGAGGAGAAACAGAGGAGAGCACAGGCAGCAAAGGAAAAGGCUGAGCGUGAAAAGCAAGAGAGACAGCAGAAGAAGAGCGCCUUGCUUGAACUCAACGCAGAGAAUGAUGAGACGGGUGUGAUGGAUAGCUUGCUGGAAGCCCUGCAAUCGGGAGCUGCAUUCAGAGACCGCAGGAAGCGAGCUCCGAGACCCAGAGACAACCAGAAGCAGACCAUCAGUCCCAGCUCCUACCGUCAGGUUCUAAAGCCCGUUAAUUACGAAAACAAGAAGGCAACUUUACCUCAGUCUCGCUCUCGGCUAAAUGUAAACGCCGGUUCUGCGGCGGUCAAGGCUUCGCCGCCCACGGAAUCUGACAGCAAAGCGGCUUCGGCGGCACCGGCCAAAGCUGCCUUGUUUUCAGAUGGAGGACACAGGUACAGGAACACCCCAGGCCACGCUCAUGUGUCACAAGGUGAAAGAGUGCCAUUGAGGGAAGACUCAAAAGCGACAGAGAUCAAGAAAGGGGAUGAAGGGGAGCCCCCGGCCUCUCAGACGCGGUCCACGGGCGCCGUGCUCCCGAGCGCCAGCGGGGAGUCUGAUGUGGAAGCUCUGUUAGCAAAACUCAGGGCCUUGUAGCAGUCAUGCCCUCCAACCCAAAUUCCGUCCACCGCAUGACUGUUUGCCAUCUCAAAGAAUCGAGUCUUGCACGAAGCGACGCAGAAUUAGACGGAUUCGAUCUGGACCAAAUUUGCAUACGUGGUUGAAAGUCGAUCAAAAUGACACAAGUAGGCCACAAUUACACUUUGCUUGAGAAAAUGGAUUCAAGGGGAAAUUGAUACCGUGUUGAUAUUAAAGCGUGAAAUCUGACCUUUAAUGCUGCAGUGUCCAAAAAAAAAAUAUUCGUUUC
Hippocampus comes (tiger tail seahorse) is the source of this 4138-nucleotide messenger RNA. RefSeq names its product protein diaphanous homolog 3. The coding region runs from base 217 to 3867 and encodes 1216 amino acids. The record is from RefSeq and is a predicted model, not a curated record. The transcript is spliced from 29 exons. Gene Ontology annotation, cellular component: actin filament. Gene Ontology annotation, biological process: actin filament polymerization; actin cytoskeleton organization. Gene Ontology annotation, molecular function: small GTPase binding; actin binding. NCBI's taxonomy places the organism in Eukaryota, Metazoa, Chordata, Actinopteri, Syngnathiformes, Syngnathidae.